This is a messenger RNA of Polyodon spathula (Mississippi paddlefish), 3221 nucleotides long. RefSeq names its product serine hydroxymethyltransferase, mitochondrial-like. Gene Ontology annotation, cellular component: nucleus; mitochondrial matrix; BRISC complex. Gene Ontology annotation, molecular function: cobalt ion binding; glycine hydroxymethyltransferase activity; mRNA 5'-UTR binding. Lineage: Eukaryota; Metazoa; Chordata; Actinopteri; Acipenseriformes; Polyodontidae. Gene Ontology annotation, biological process: tetrahydrofolate interconversion; regulation of oxidative phosphorylation; L-serine catabolic process. Bases 32 to 511 code for a protein of 159 amino acids. The record is from RefSeq and is a predicted model, not a curated record. The transcript has 4 exons.
AUUAUUGUUACUCUCUUAGGCUGCGUCCCCCAUGUUCCAGGAGUACAGCACGCAGGUCCUGAAAAACUCCAAAACCAUGGCCUCCGCUCUGCUGAAGAGAGGGUACACCCUGGUGUCAGGGGGCACAGAUAACCACCUUGUCCUGGUGGAUCUGCGUCCCAUAGGGCUCGACGGUGCCCGGGCUGAAAGGGUUCUGGAGCUGGUCUCCAUCACUGCCAACAAGAACACCUGUGCUGGGGACAAGAGUGCCCUCACCCCUGGAGGCCUACGACUGGGAGCCCCCGCCCUGACCUCCAGACACUUCAAAGAAGCCGACUUCGAGCAGGUGGUGGACUUCAUGGAUGAGGGCUUCAAAAUUGCGUUGGAUGUGAAGAAGAAAACAGCUAAACUUCAAGACUUCAAGAAUUUCUUGCUCAGCGACUCCGAGACGGUGUCCAGGAUAGCGGGACUGCGGCAGCGAGUAGAGAAGUUUGCCAGGCAGUUCCCAAUGCCAGGGUUCCAGGAUCAUUAACACGGGGAAAGAGACACGCCAGACAGGAGGAGCCGUGACAUCACGACACAGGGCUGCUCCAGCUUACUGAUCCUGCCCUUUUUUUAAAAAUCAGAUGUCAUUCAGUAAGGAACAAUCCAUCUCGAAAUCAAUCACUGGCUGAUAUAUGAACCGUACCUGUUGAAAAGUGAUUAAGAUUGGCCUCUUUUGGAGUUAGUUUCGCAAAGGACAGUCACCACAAAUCACAGCUUUUAUGAUUUUUAAAAAAAAAAAUGUUAUGGUUGCUGCUUUCUAAGUUUUUAUUUAGUGUUUUCGAUUGUAACAAAUACACACACACGCUGCUGAGUGACCAACGUUAUCCGAAUCUUCAACUACCACCCUAUUAUGAAGUCAAAGGUUUUUUUUUUUUUUUUACACAAUAAUUAAAAGGUGUAUUAGAUGUUAUAAAUGUGCCUGGGCUGGCUUCCUAUUCAAUUCAUAAGGCCUUGAAUUCAGUAAAACUUGAUACAGGCAGAAAAACAAAGGCAAUGAAAACUGUGUGUGUGCUUUGCCUAGCGCGGAAAAGUAUGGAACUAAUUUUUUUUUUUGUUUGUUUUGUUUUUUAAUUAAUUAUGUUGAUUUUACUUUCCGGCUGCUGUCUUACAAUCUUCUGACAACUCAAAAGAAAAAAAAAAAAAAUUCAAACCUUACAUUUUGUCGAACUGAAAACACAAAAGCCAAUCUGAUCAAUAGACUUGAAUGGCUCGCGGCUCCAAAGCAGUCGAAUCUCGGCAACAAGCAACAAUUUUUUUUUUUUUUUUUUAAAUAAAACAGAUUUAUUAACUGUGAGAAUCCCCAACUAACAUCUCAAACUGUUUACAUCCGUUCUUCUAACCAAAAUGUAUUGAUAUUGGCAAAGUUUCAGAGAAUUUUUGCACAUUUCAUAAAAUAUCUAAUGGCUGCACGUACAGUAAAUCCUUUAAUAUAAAAUAUGAAAAAAAGGUAUAUAUUAACUAGAGACCCAGAAGAUUGUAAACAUUGCUUUUAUAAUUUGUUUUAACUGUUUGAAUUUGUUUUGCUAGUUGUUAAUUUUUAACUACUAAAAAGAAAGGUAUGCUAUGCAAAAUCCAUUUGCCUUCCGUCUCCUGUGUGUAUAUAUACAAAUAUAAUAUACUUGGGUAUCAGUUAUUUAUUUAGUUGCUUGGUUUUUAAAAGCACAAAUAUGCUAGCUGGGUGCCUGCAAUAUAUCAAUACCAUCUCCCCUGGGCAGUGCUGUGGGUCAUUUUAUAAUGCAUUGUACACCCAGUACUUUUUACUGGUCCAGCUGUGUUACUGAAAACCUGUUUUAAUGAAAUGCUCUAAAUUGAGUUCAAGGUUAGAAGGCCAUCAGUGAUGUCACUGCCUUUUAAAUUCAGUCAGUUUCAAAGAUGUUUUGGAACUGAAACAGGAUUUGGGGUGACGUCAUGGAUGAAGUUUAAGAUGGGCGGAGUAGUCCCCGAACGCAGUUUUAAAAGGAGAUUUUUGUCUUCUAAAAGUGUGCUGUAAUAAUAAAUCAAGCCUUUUAUUAAAUGAACUUGAGUGGCCUACAAAAAUGAAUCCAGCAUACUUUGUUUUCAGUGUGUUAAUGUGAGAAAAUGAGGACAUUGAUCUGAAAUGAUUCAGUGUCAGGUUGAAAUAUAUAUCUACACACACACACAGAGUAGAUGCCACUUAUUAACAACCUCUCGAUUGCCAAUAAGCGAAAAGCCCCUGUUUUUAAGUGUAUUUAUAUGGAACAACGAUAUAUUUUGCAGUUGUACAAAUACGGCACUGAAAUACAUGUGUUUUAAAUGUUAGUGUACAGAAAUGAACAUGAGAAAACCUGAAAUACCCAAACAUAGAACUGUUUACUUCACGCGUGUGUAAAACAAGACAAUGGUUAAACAUCACCACACAGCGCUGCACUGCAAGCGACCUUACAACAAGCAAACAUAAAAAACACGCGUUGUACUUACAAUCACUUCUAAAGAGCACACUUUUAAAGAAAUUGUUCAACGCUGUCCGUUUUUUUUAACAAUGUGCCACCUCCCGCGGUAAAUCUCAAAUUUGCAUGCAGCUUCGUAGCCAUUUUCAAAGCCACGAUUCUGCCUCAUUCCGACAGAAAUAAGCAGUUGCGAAGUCAGUGUGUAAUAAAAGCUGCAUGGAGUAUGUGCAUAAAUCCUGCAAGUGCGCUCUGUAGCACUGGCACCUAGUAAUAAAGCUAUCAAUAAACGCCCUGCAGUUGCUAAUAUCAGAACUGCAUCAACGUUAAAGUCUGUGGGACAGGAUUGGUGCCUGGGAAAAUGUUGUUAAUAACCAAAAGCUGUCUUUAUCAGGGUUGCUAAUAACUGGCAUAUAUAUAUAUAUAUAUAUAUAUACAUACACACACACACACACUUUUUUUGUGUGCUCAUUUUUUAUUUCUUUUUUAUUAAAGACCCUGCUGGCCUCCUGCUGUUGCUAGUUAUCCAGUGUUACAAAGGACACACUUGGGAAGCGCUCAUAAUGAGCCUGCUGUGAUGUGCUAGCAGACGCUGCUUUGCAUUGAUUUGCAUUGCGCUCUGUGUGAAUUCAUCAUGAAAUGGUACCAUUUUUGCCGAUGUUAGUCUUAAUCCAUGUUUAUUAAUCAUGGAAAAGCUCGAGCUGCCUGCAGGAGUGUCGUGUUUUUGUGUUUGCUCAGCCUUUUAUUUUGAACAUUGAAACGGUCCUAAUUCUUAAUAAAUCACAAUAACAA